Molecule: messenger RNA, 1917 nt
Organism: Morchella sextelata
Lineage: Eukaryota; Fungi; Ascomycota; Pezizomycetes; Pezizales; Morchellaceae
Exons: 4
Coding region: 1-1917 (638 amino acids)
Source: RefSeq, a predicted model, not a curated record
AUGAAGUCCCCUGGCCAUACGCACUUCUCCGCAGCCAUUCUUUUUGAAACUGGGUACUACACAUGGCAGCCGGUGCCCCUCCAGCUUGAUGCCAGUGGGCAGACACAGCUUGUCAAGAAGCCCAGGACCACUCUACAGACCUACAUCCCCGGUUGUGAGCCUGUCUGGCAAGAUACAGACGAGGUUUCCCUUCAACAGUUCUUCACAGAGCUCCAGACCUACCUCCAGCACAGCCUGCAAAAUCAGUUGACCCGGGGCAGUCAGGCCCUCCUCAUUGUACAAGAGUGCCAGGAAGCACAGAAUGCCCUUAUGAGAGAGGCACUUGAGUACAUGAAGAUGGAAGUGAACUCUGUCCAGGAAGAACUCCGGAGUCCCUUCGCGGCAUUUCCGGUCCGAUCCACUAGGAGAGUUAUCCCUAUUGUACAGCCAGCGGUGGGAGCCUCUUCCUUACCACCCAACCACCCUAGUGGAGUACACCCACUCCUUGAAGGAGUCCAUCGAUCAUUUGUUUACGAGGGAGAACUCUACUCAGGUGGAGGCUCAGGACCUCCUAGUCCAUCAGCCAGAAACCCACAAAAGGUCGCCAUGUUUGGAGCCGCUCAUGCAGCAGCAACCUCACCAUUGGCCAGUAACCUGGCACCAGUAGCACCUGUGGUCCCUCCUGCUGCACCCGCCGCUCCCUCUCCAGCUAAUGCACAGGGUGGAAGCGGUGGAAUUCAGAACCCUCCACCUCCCACGGCCCGCGCUCCCGCUCCAGGGUAUCCAGGCAGUUCUGACAGUUCAGACUCGGAACCAGAAGAUGGUGAUAGAAGAGGCUGGCAGAGAUACCUCAAGAAGAAGUUGGAGAAGCAACAGAAGGAUCUGUUGGCUAAGAUGUUCCAACAGUACCGACCUCCGGCUACCUCUCCCCCUUCUGGACCUAGCAGGGCCCGAGAACCAAAAGCACCACCUCCCUCCAAGUUCCAAGGCAAAGCGGAGCAAGUGGAGACCUUUAUCCGGCAAUGUGAGAAUGUGUUCUCCAUUGAGAGCCUAUCCUUUACCUCUGAGGAGGUUAAGAUUCGUUAUGCAGGCAACUUGAUGGAAGGAGAAGCAGCGAUCCGAUGGUAUGAGGCAUACCACAAUUCAAUUGAUCAAACCUCCGCCAAUCGCCUUGCUGGGAUGCCGGUGAAGUUAAAUGAGAGAUGGAAGCACUGGGAUUCCUUUGUGUAUGCUUUUAGAGCAGCCUUCGGUGAAGCCAUCUAUAGAGAUGAUGCUGUAGCCCAAUGGAAUGCCCUUACCCACACUGCUCGAGGAGGAAUAGACCUCUUCUUGAAUACUAUUAUUCAGCUAAUGUGGAAGACUGGCUAUGAGGGUCAGUUGGUGGAUGAUAAGAUCCACAAUUCCCUCCUUGCAGACCUAGGCAUGAGUUGGGCUCUCUUUACCCCCAAGCCAAAGUCUUUGAUGGAACGGAUAGCUGCUCUAAGAGAGUUAGGGCAUACACAUGAGAGGUAUCAAGGGCUGGCAGCCGAAAAAGCGCCCCCUCGGACCAAAAAGGAUCCUCCAGCUGAGAAAGACUGGCAGCCCAAGAGGAAGAGAGAAGCUGCAAGGUCCUCCGGACCUCAGAAGGCCUCCAGACUUAAAGACAAAGAGGUGGAACUGAAGAGUAUCCCGCGGGAUAUUCUAGAAGAAAGAAGGAAAGCAGAAUGCGGCAAUUCCAGACACAGAUGGACGGAUUGUUGGUCCAAGGAACCUACUGUUGUCAGAGUGGCAGCAGUGAGAGUACAAAAGCGGAAAAGAGGGAAUGGCAAGUCCAACUCUAAGAAGAAAGCUAAAGUGGCUGCUGUUGUAGCAGAAGAUCCACUUGUUGUACUCCCGGAGGUUACAGAAGAUUUUGUCUUUCAGCCUGAGCAAGACUCAGACAAUGAAAUCCUCUGGUGA